GUUUACCAUUCAUUGACAUCUUCCGGUUCUCACUUAAAAAAAUUUGGUCCGCAUUUCAGUUACAGUUUCUCCAUUGAAGAGGAUACAACAAACUCCUUAAGCACGCUAUAAUAUUUUUUUCCUUGGAUCUUUCACUUCACCAGCAUGAACAAUUUUUUCAAGAAUUCAUGGACUAUCUUCAUUCCUCGUUUCAUAGCUCAAAACUAUCGUGGGUUCUCUCGGUUUGGAGCUGACUUAGAACCAGAAUCAUGGAAAUCAAUGGAGGGUCUGAUUCGUUGCUCGGCAAAUUUUGCUCCUUUGACUCCAAUAACCUUCUUGGAGAGGUCAGCAAAGGUUUACAGAGACAGAACGUCACUUGUGUAUGGUUCUUUGAAGUUCACAUGGAGUGAAACCCAUAAACGUUGCCUCAAAGUCGCUUCUGCUCUGACCCGGCUGGGAAUUUCUCCUGGAGAUGUUGUUGCGACCCUCGCACCUAAUGUUCCUGCAAUGUAUGAGCUGCAUUUUGCAGUUCCAAUGGCUGGGGCGGUUCUAUGCACGCUUAAUUCACGCCACGACUCAGCAAUGAUGUCAGUCUUACUUAGACAUUGUGAAGCAAAGAUUAUAUUUGUAGACUACCAAUUACUUCCAAUUGCUAGUGGAGCACUUGAUCUUCUUGUAAAGGCACAAGCAAAACCACCCAUUUUAGUCUUAAUUUCUGAAACUGAUAUGUCAUCUCAUACAAACUCAACUACAAAUGGUUAUGAUUAUGAAAGUCUGCUUGAAACAGGUGAUAGCGGAUUUGAAAUAAGACGACCAGAUAAUGAAUGGGAUCCUAUUAGUGUAAAUUAUACUUCUGGAACAACGUCACAACCUAAAGGGGUUGUUUAUAGUCACAGGGGAGCCUAUCUCAAUUCCCUUGCAACAGUUUUUCUUCAUGGGAUGGGCAUAAUUCCUGUUUACCUGUGGACUGUGCCUAUGUUUCACUGCAACGGGUGGUGCCUCCCUUGGGGAGUGGCAGCUCAGGGUGGCACUAACAUAUGCCUCAGAAGAGUCGCUCCGAAGAGCAUAUUUGAGAGUAUAGCUUUGCAUAAUGUAACACACAUGGGAGGAGCACCAACUGUUCUUAACAUGAUUGUGAAUUCACCUUAGAGUGACCAGAGGCCCCUUCCUCACAAGGUGGAAAUUGCAACGGGCGGUUCACCUCCACCUCCACAAAUCCUUUCUAAGAUGGAAGAGUUGGGUUUUAGCGUAACUCACUUGUAUGGCCUUACAGAAACUUAUGGUCCUGGAGUUUACUGCACAUGGCAACCUGAAUGGAAUUCCUUACCUCUAGAAGAGCAAUCAAGGAUCAGAGCCCGACAGGGAAUGCAGCAUCUUGGUUUGGAGGAGGUUGAUGUAAGAGAUUCUGUCUCCGUGGAAAUUGUACCAGCUGAUGGUAAAACAAUGGGUGAAAUCAUGUUUAGAGGAAACACUGUAAUGAGUGGAUACCUUAAAGACUUGAAAGCAACAGAGGAAGCUUUUAGAGGUGGUUGGUUUCGAAGUGGGGAUCUUGCCGUGAAGCAUCCUAAUGGAUAUAUAGAAAUAAAGGAUCGCUUGAAAGAUAUUAUAAUUUCUGGUGGAGAGAAUAUAAGCACGGUUGAGAUAGAGACAGUUUUGUUUAGUCAUCCAGCCGUUCUUGAGGCUGCAGUUGUGGCUAGACCAGAUAAUCACUGGGGACAAACACCUUGUGCAUUUGUAAAGUUAAAGGAGGGAUUUGAUGUUGAUGCUGAAGAAAUAAUCCAGUUUUGCCAGGAUCGCUUGCCACAUUACAUGGCUCCCCGGACAGUCAUUUUUGAAGAUUUGCCAAGAACUUCAACUGGGAAAGUGCAGAAGUUUAUACUGAGAGAAAAAGCAAAGGCUUUGGGCAGCCUUUCUUGACACUAAAACAAGGAAACAGCCAUGUUUGUUUGGCAGAUAUUGCUUACCUUCUACUUUACCUCAAAUUAUUAUAUUCUUCAAAAAUUGUAGAGCCAUAAUUUCAAUUUGUACCUCGUAUUGCAUUUGUGUUGAAGUUGCUAUUAUGCAGCUGAAAGUAAUGUCAUUUGUGAUCAUACUGGAUAUUAUUCUUUCAUGUGGUUUCAUGUGCUGGAUGUUGAUUCAA
Molecule: messenger RNA, 2119 nt
Organism: Pistacia vera
Lineage: Eukaryota; Viridiplantae; Streptophyta; Magnoliopsida; Sapindales; Anacardiaceae
Product: probable acyl-activating enzyme 2
Exons: 2
Source: RefSeq, a predicted model, not a curated record